Molecule: messenger RNA, 914 nt
Organism: Coffea eugenioides
Lineage: Eukaryota; Viridiplantae; Streptophyta; Magnoliopsida; Gentianales; Rubiaceae
Exons: 2
Coding region: 354-719 (121 amino acids)
Source: RefSeq, a predicted model, not a curated record
CAAGCAAAGGCUGCUUUUGGAGGAAAUAAAAAUAUUUGAACUGAAGACUAAGGCAUCCUAACCAGCUUUAUACAAACAAGAUUAUGCAGCCUUUUCUGGGAUUAGGAUCUUUCAAGUGAAACGGUAGCUAUUCUAAGGUCUUUCUCUCAACUUCAUUUGAUCAUACGUGAUACAUGGAUGGGUGUUCACUUUAUGCUGUCCAAUUGUUCGAUGAAAUGCUGUAAUGGGAUAUCAGUUUUCACUUAUAGUACUGCUAACGGAUAUGUUUCAUUGCAGACUGGAUUUUAAUGAGAUUGUGAAACAAAGGUUGGCUUGCUAAGUGCAAAGGACUUAAAUUGAACAAACAGAGCAUCAUGUUUGCCACAGCAGUCAGGUAUUUUUCGAAGAAACCCAAGCCUAAGAUGAAACCCAUAGAACUGAAAACCCCACCUGAGCAAACCCAAACCAUCACAAGGGCUAUUUUUGAUAUCCUCAAGGAACAUGGUCCACUCACAGUUUCCGACACUUGGGAACGUGUUAAGGAAGUUGGAUUAAGAGGAUUGACCAGCAAAAGGCAUAUGAAAAUAGUAUUAAGAUGGAUGAGGGAGCGGCAGAAGCUCAGGAUCAUAUGCAACCAUGUAGGGCCCCAAAAACAAUUUCUGUACACUACAUGGUUCACAAAACCAAGCAUCACAAAGAUGAGGCCUACGAAUGAAUCCUCACGCCCCAAGUUGCCAUAGAAUUAUGGAAGCCUGGUUAAGCAGCUUUUGUUCAUCUAAAAAUGUUCUUAUGCUUCAUAUAUUGUAUUGCUUUCUGUUUCCCUUCAGAGGAUGACAUAGAAAAUGCUGGUUCCUUCUUCUAAGAUGCAUAUAUGCUUUUAGUUACUGCUACAUGUUCUGGUAAUUUGGUGAAGUUUUGGCAUUCAUUCUGCUCGA